UUCGUAAACCAAGGAGCGGAAUGUCGCAACUCUUUAUAUAUAUGGCUCUGAUAUUUUCUAAGCCCACGAGAUCAAUGAACCGGAACGACUGACUCAUCGCUACGGUAGCGAAUUUGUCGGUACUGGAAUACGUGUAGUAUAUCAGAUAUUACAGAAAAUAGAAGUCAUAUUUUUUGGAUUCAAACUAAUUACAAGCUACAUUUAUAUGUAUUAAACCAUACAUUAGAAUCACACUGUUUAAAAAAACCGUUUACUCGUAUUUUUUGUUGUAUUUCUGGGGCUUAUCAUUCAGAGACGAUAUAAACAAACAGCUCCACCACAGAACGUUGGGGCGCUAAAUACGAAACUUAUUAUCGUCUGUAACACACGACAUACAUCAUUUUGGGUUUCGUUUUUUUGUUGCCUAGCUUAUUAUUAUUCCCAACUUUCUACGUUAUAUACAGGCUAGGCCUAGCCUUAGGCAUAGGAUAAACGCUUUUUUGCUGAGGGACUGCUGACUGUGAGAUGGGGUGCUGACUGUGAGAUGGGGUUUGCUUAUGUUGUGUCAGUGUAUACCGUACUGUUGUAAAUUAUGGAUGUGCAUUUCUCUUCUAUGUGCCAACUUUGCUGUGGUUAUAAGUUCAAGAAUUGUGAUACAAAAUGUAAAAUCCUGAGUUUGAGACCUGAAAUACUUGAUUUCUACAAUCUUAGCAAUUCAAUUAACAAUAUUCAUCCUAAAAAUAUCUGUACUGCAUGUGUAUCAAAGGCGUAUAAAUUUAAACACAUAAACACAUACAACUGGACAAACCACACGGAUUCAUUUUGUCUAGCCAGUUCAUACUAAAUAAAGAACAUGCAGCUAACACAAUUUAUGUGUGUACCAUAUGCAAAAAUGUUAUGUCUCUAUCGAUGUUGGAAACUAAAUGUUGUCACACUUUCUGUGCACAUUGUUUGUUUCAACUCUUUCGUACGCUUAAGUCUGAUGUCAUUCCAUGUGUUAAGUAUUCUUGUCCUGUUAAUCGUAACAAUGUCAGACCACCAUCGGAACUGAGUGAGCAAUCACCCCUCUCUGUUCAACUGAGAUGCCAGAAGUGUUCCAGCACACUGUUAUACAAUGACUGUGAGGGCCACAAAUGUUCAUCAAAAUAUGAACAGACAGUUGAGAAAAUCAAAAAAGCAGUAAAUGAAAUCAACUGUCAGAUCAAUAAAGUGAUGCCAAAUGAGCUGGAAAAAAUAGCUCAUAAAGUGCUUCAUAAAUCACUCAAAAAGCAAAAAGAAAUCAACAUAAUAACAAAUGGCAGACCACUGAAAGUUGCUGUCAUAUCAAAUGCAACAAAAUCUAGUGAUGAUGUCAGCAAAAAGACUGUUUCGAGAAGGACAGCAGAAAUUAAGGAAAUUCGAAGAAUUGUUUCUUGUGGUAACGAGAGAAAAAUGCAAUACAGACAGCAGGAUCCUACCCAAGAUUUCAUACAAAGCCAAAUGAUAAGCCUAGUAUUCAAGUGUGAGACGGCAAAUGGUCAAAAUGGCUAUGAAGAAAGGAUGGCCCCUGUUACAAAAAUACGGGACAUUCAACAGUUCGUAUACAUGAAUCUAGAGAAACACUACAAAGGUUACAAAAUCAAGUUGUUCCUCUUCGGCGACUACGAUUUCAUGAUAAGGAUCUAUGGCCUCCAAUCACCUAAUGGACGAUAUGGUUGUUUGCUUUGUACAACUACCAAAGAUGAGAUGAACAAAGGCAUCAGAAAGCAGCAAAGAAGUAUGAAGUCUCUGUCUGAGGACCUCAAAAAUUUUAUUGCUGCUGGUUCUUGUAAAAAAACAAGCAAAGACUUCUCGAGAAAUGUUGUGAGAAAGUCAAUGGUCAACAUUGAUAUAGACCAUGUUUCAAUUCCAUGCCUUCACAUCUCUCUUGGAGUUUUUAAGAAACUGUAUGACUUGCUAGAGCUAGAAGCCCAUGACAUAGAUAGCAUAAUAUAUAAACUCAGUAGACAAACUAAUCCAUCAGAAUCCAUGAACAAUUUUGAACUGGCUAAUGCACAAAAUGCUACGACGGUUGAAACAUGUAAAGAAAAGAUACAGAUUUUGCGUGAAGAAAUCAACACCAUAGAGGACAAUAUGACAAUUGCCCAGCUAGCAAAAUCUGCAACUUUAAUAUCUUCAAAGUGCCAGACAAUUAAAGAACUUGAACAAGCAAUGGAAAGCAAUAAAAAACUUUAAAGUUUGGAAUGGGGCCAAUUGUUUCUGCCAUGGACUCUGUUUUAAGGAAACAUCAGGUUGACAGAAAAGCAUAUCAUGGUAAAGCUUUUAAUGGAAAUCAUGUCCAUAAAUGUUGCCAGAUAAAUAUAAUAUCCAAAAGUUGCUGAAAGCAUGCAAAAAAACACUAGAUAAGCAGGCAAUGGAAAUUCCAAUCAAGCAUGCAAACGAGUUGUCAUAUAAAGCCAAGGUGAUGGCAUCCAAAUUCGUUCCACUUUUCACAAAGUUUUCAACAGUGGAACAAAAAAUCAAUCAUACUCGUCCAAUCUCAGAUAACAAGAUACAAGAAAUUGAUGACAACAUCAAGGAUUUCAUUGGAGAAUACCGACAACACGGGCACAGCAUUUCGCCUAAACUGCAUAUGCUUGAAAUGCAUGUUGUACCUACCCUUAAGAGAUGGCACUUUGGAUUAGGUCUUCUAAGCAAGCAAGGUGGUGAGCAAAUCCACGCUGCCUUCAACAAGCAAGCAAGGAACGUUUACGGUGUACAAUCUGAAAUGAGACAAAUGGAGUCCAUUCUUAAAAACCAUAUAAUAUUAACAUCCCCCGAGAUACAUGACAAGAUAGUAACACCCAGAAAAAGAAAAUAUUGUAAUGAAGAAUGAAGAAUCUGGGACCAUACAGCCUUAAAAUCAAAAUCCUUAAAUGAUUUCUUACAGACAAUUGAACCGCACAGACUACUGUAAUUACGGAAGUACAUUAUUAUCAUGGUGUAAAAGGAAACACAAUAUUUAAAACGUCAUUAACAUUGUACACACAAGCAGCGUUGUGCUACAAUUUAAAUAUAGAGUUUUGAAUCAUUUUUCGACAUGUAUGUAAAUUUUGUACAAACAAUAAUACUAUAUAUUAACGCUGUACAGAAAACCGUAGGCCAACUGUACAUAUCUAAAUUUUGUACGAACAAUAAUAUAUGGCCUACUGUUAGAAAAUUUAAAUAUGGACCGUAUCAUAUGAGUUGAUUUAAAAAUAUUUCAAUAUGUUUCAACUAUUAAAAUAUUAGAAAAAUUUUGUAUGGACAAUGAAAUACUGUAAUGUAAAUAUGGAGUGUAUACGAGUUGAAUUUCAUUGAUAAUUUAACAUGGUAAUAUUGACUUCAAAAUUAAAUACUGUGUUCCAUAAUUGUUCCAUUAGUUAUUAAUGCAAUGAAUAAUGUUAUUGUUGUUAUUAAUGUUAUGAAAACCGUAAUAGCUAUUCCUGACAAAUAAAUAUUGUAUGCUAAAGAAAAGAAUGUAAUUUAUGUCCGAAAAUAUGCAAAUGACGUUAGAAACCAAUAAAACAAAAAUAUUAUUAGCAAUUACCAGAAUAGAUUAUUAAUACAUAUAUGAAAAAUACUGUAUUCAUGCUGUUACUAUCCCAUUUACCAGCAAACCCUUUAAAAGGGCAU
Messenger RNA from Anneissia japonica, 3612 nucleotides. RefSeq lists its product as uncharacterized. The coding region runs from base 877 to 2193 and encodes 438 amino acids. Lineage: Eukaryota; Metazoa; Echinodermata; Crinoidea; Comatulida; Comatulidae. The record is from RefSeq and is a predicted model, not a curated record. The transcript is spliced from 11 exons.